AUGCCGAGGCGCGAUCCAGCAUGCGCGACGUGCCGCGAGAAGUGCCGCCGCUGCGACCGUGCAAGACCCGUCUGCAAGCGAUGUGCAACGCGCGGGCUCGAGUGCAAGGGAUACCCGGAGACCUUCCAGUUCAAGCCCGUCACCGUCGCCGAACCGCGCAGGUUGGCUGCGAGGUAUACUACUCGGAAGCGAAAGCUCGCGGCGCUUCAGCCUUACGAGGAGGAGUUUCCAACUACGGAUGUGCAUGUGCCUCUCGCCGCUGGAGAUGGCGCAGUGGGUGCGGAUCCUGAUAGUCCAUGGAACCCUGCUAGCACAACUCUCCAGCAGCGAGGGCUAGUCUCCGAGUCUUGGGAUGGGGAAGUUGGCCUGUGGUCAUCAUCAUCAUCUAUAGACUAUAGUCCCUCGCCGCCGCCGCCGCCGCCGCCGCAGCAGGGGAACCAGAUGGCGGAAUUGGACGACUUGCUUUUGCAGACGCAGACACAGCGCCUGUUGGCCUAUUAUGACACGGUAAUCUGCCCGCACCAAAUCGUGCUGACCGGGAGGGACAAGAGGGAGAACCCCUACCGGUCAUAUGUCUUGCCAUUAGCGUACGAGCAGCUCGGGCUUCUCUACGCUGUACUGGGGCUCGCGGCAUGCCAUGAUGGGCUUCGAAAUGGCAAGGAGGAUCUGCGUGAAGUGGCGGACGAGUACCGACUGCGAUGCAUCAGCUGUCUGAGGAAGAGUCUGGAGAAAGGCAUCUCGCCGCAGUCGCACGAGAAUGAGCGGGAUGGACUAUUCGCCACGAUCCAGCUGCUACUUCUGCAUGAUAUCUGCGAAUCCGGCAUCUCCACACAUGGCGCACACAUCACCGGCGCCAUGUCAAUUUGCAGCCAGCUGAGAUUGUCCACCACGUUAACGGACAAGGAUGAGCGGGCGAUUUUCUUCUUGGGCAAUCUAGCAUGGCUGGAUGUGAUCCGAUCCCUAUCCGAUGCAAAGCGCCUCUGUUUCUCUCCCGGACUGCGCCAGACCAUCGCCGCCCUGAGCACGCCCAAAUUCGAACAGGUCAACGGGUGCCCGCGCGAUCUCUUCCUCAUGGUCGGCGACGCGCUGGAAUACGCCAAAUCCCGCGCGAUGGGCCGCAUCGAUCGCCGGCAAUACAAGCAGCUCCUCCUCGGCGUGCAGCUGAGAAUGUACGCAUGGCCACUGUCCGACUGGGCAUUUCCGGAUGGCGGCGAUGGUGGCGAUGGCGACAACAGGAACUGCUGGGCCGCCGUUGGCGAAAGCUUCCGGCAUGCGUUUAUUCUGUACACGUCGCGAAUGUUGGCCCCCGAGCGGCCCGCCGAGGCAGCGGUCAUCCAGGACUCCGUCACGGCCAUCCUCGAUGCAGUCUCUGGGAUCCACACCGGUCCGAUCGAGCUUGUUAUCCUGCCGCUGUUUAUUGCGGGGGCGGACUGCAUCUCCCGGCACUCGCGCCACUACGUUAUACUUCGUCUUGAUGGGAUCUCUGCUAUCUCCGGGUUUAGCACGGAGCUGCCCAAGAUGUUGCUCCGGCAGGUGUGGGACGCACGGUCGAGGCAGGCGAAACGGGAGGGUGAGAAUAUACUGUGGACUGCGUUUACAGAUACGACGGAGAACGGCUUUCAGAGCGAUUAUCUCAUUAUAUGAGCGGAACAAGGCUAGGUACUUUUCCGUUUCGAACAUUCGGCAUGCAAGGGUGAUCCUCGUACUCGAUUAGGUCCGGGCAGGGUACUGAUUUGCUGUACUGUACAGAUUCUACUGGAGAGAUAUCUAUGUACCAGAUUCUAGGCUAGCAGAGUAGACCCAGGCGACGCUACCAACCAACUGUUCAGCCUCGAACCUGAAAGCCAUCCAUCGACAUGAGCAGCAUAAUAUAGCAUAGC
Molecule: messenger RNA, 1880 nt
Organism: Aspergillus calidoustus
Lineage: Eukaryota; Fungi; Ascomycota; Eurotiomycetes; Eurotiales; Aspergillaceae
Source: the annotation of a GenBank genome assembly